This is a messenger RNA of Arabidopsis lyrata subsp. lyrata, 521 nucleotides long. RefSeq names its product putative glucose-6-phosphate 1-epimerase. Gene Ontology annotation, molecular function: isomerase activity; carbohydrate binding. The coding region runs from base 163 to 411 and encodes 82 amino acids. Gene Ontology annotation, biological process: carbohydrate metabolic process. The transcript has 3 exons. The record is from RefSeq and is a predicted model, not a curated record. Lineage: Eukaryota; Viridiplantae; Streptophyta; Magnoliopsida; Brassicales; Brassicaceae.
CCAUGUUCAUGAGAUUUUUGUGAGAAAGAAAAAGCUCUUUUGUCGUUUUUCUUAUCUUUUGCUCUUUUUUUGGCUGUCAAAAAUCAGAAUUUUUUUGUCAGUGUAAUAAGUUCUUGAGAUUCUGAAAAUUCAAAGAAGAAGAAGAAGAAGAAGAAAUUGAAAAUGGGUCAUUACGCAACAGUGUGGGAUCAAAAAGAAGCAAGUGAGAUAAUCAAAGAUUGGAAUGGCGUUGACCAAGUCCUUCUCAGAAACCCACAUGGUGCUUCUGCCAAGAUUAGUUUACAUGGAGGACAAGUGAUUUCAUGGAGGAAUGAACAAGGCGAAGAGCUUCUUUUCACUAGCAACAAGGCUAUAUUCAAACCUCCUAAAUCAAUGCGUGGAGGGAUUCAGAUUUGUUAUCCUCAGGUAUAAUUUACUAGUAGAGCUCACUGAUAUCUUUUCUUGAUCACUUUGUAAUUGAAUUUUGUGUGUGUGUGUUUGUGAAGUUUGGUGAUUUUACGAUUUUGGGAUUAUCGGGUUUA